Molecule: messenger RNA, 578 nt
Organism: Lactuca sativa (garden lettuce)
Lineage: Eukaryota; Viridiplantae; Streptophyta; Magnoliopsida; Asterales; Asteraceae
Source: RefSeq, a predicted model, not a curated record
AUGGCAUCGAAGAGUAUUGUGUCCGUUGUUCUGGUCAUAGCAUUCAACCUUUUAUUAUGUGUGGUGGUUAGUGGCUGUGAAACGUCCGACAUACCAGAACCCAACCUCAAUCCAAAUCAAAAACCCAACACAAACCCAAGCAGCAACCCCAACCCAAACCCAAAUACAGAAACCUGCCCUAGAGACGCCUUGAAACUGGGGGUUUGUGCUAAUCUUCUAGGGGGAUUGGUCAAAGUUGAGUUAGGUUCACCACCGGUGAAGCCAUGUUGCUCUCUUAUCCAAGGACUUGCCGACCUUGAGGCUGCCGUCUGUUUGUGCACUGCAAUCAAAGCCAACGUCCUAGGGAUCAAUCUUAAUGUACCAGUAUCUCUUAGCUUGCUCGUUAAUGUCUGUGGCGGUGAAGUCCCAAAUGGUUUUGUAUGUUCCUAGUUUGAUUUAAUUUAUACAAUAUGAAUCAAUGUGUUGCUAAAUUAAGUGUGCCAUCUGUGAAAUCAAUACUUCGUGGGUAACAAUUCAGUCCUUUCUUUUGCAACAAAAAGUUUUUCUUAUAUCAUGUAUAUUUAUAUGCUACUUUAAUG